Messenger RNA from Ceutorhynchus assimilis (cabbage seed weevil), 3982 nucleotides. NCBI's taxonomy places the organism in Eukaryota, Metazoa, Arthropoda, Insecta, Coleoptera, Curculionidae. The record is from the annotation of a GenBank genome assembly.
UGGGCGGUUUAUUUAUACAUCAAAUUUUUUUUUUCGCAAAUUUUUUACUAAAUUUCAGUUCACCAAAAAUCUGCCCUUUUAGGCAGGAAAAUGGCAAAUUCUGAAGUGGUAAAACUUCAACAGCAUCUUUCGCUUCUGAAGCAAGAGUACUCGAAGCUACAAACAAAAUACAGAGACCUGGAGAGUCGUUAUACAUAUAUUGCAGCUACAAACGGUGAUUCUACUGAAAAUGAUAUAAGUAACAGUUUUGCUUCAAGAUUGGUUAAUACUAUUUCGAAUCUAUAUGAUUCCGACAAUUACAGUGAUAUUAAAAUCAAAUUCUUAGACAAAGUAAUGCCGGGUCAUAAAAUAAUCCUAACUGCAAGAUCUAAACUAUGGGAUGAAGAUUAUCUCAUCAAUAAAUCUGAAUUAGAUUGGACGGAUAUGGAUCCAGAAGUAGCAGAUGCAAUUGUGCUAUGGUUAUAUAAAAGCGAAGUCAGGCUGAUAUCAGAUAAAGUUACCCUGAAAUUAAUAAAAAAAGCUUAUGAGUUUAAGCUGGAUAGUUUAGUGGAAACUUGUGAACAAUAUCUCAUAUCAGUUGUAAAUAUAAGAAAUUGCGUCAAAUUUUAUAGUGUUGCCGAAGAAGUAAAUGCUGUUAAUUUGAGAGAAUAUUGUUCAGGUUUAAUAUCAACACAUUGGGAUGAUCUAAAUUCUUCCGAUUUUGAGCAUAUGAGCGGUCCAUUGCUUUAUCAGAUGUUGAAAAGUAAAACUCAACUGCCGUUGCAUAGUGCAGUCAGAUUGCAGCGAGAGGAUGUGGUGUUUUUGUGUUUGGUUGAAAAUUCAAGCAGGCUUUCAGAUGUGGUCAAUGUCUGGUCCCAACAAGGCGACCUGCCUCUGGAACUGGCUCUAAGGGGAAAAAACGACAGCGUCGCCUCGACCCUCGUCCAACACAACGCUGACGUCAACAUCCGAGACUCCCAAGGCGAGUCUCUGUUACAUAGAGCCGUCAAGCGAGCUGACAGUUUUGCAGCACUAUUUUUAUUGGACAGCAACUGCGACGCGACUCUAACUACAAGAAACGAAAACGACUCGGCACUACAUCUGGUUGCUGGCUCUCCCGACCUGGAAGAUUCGGAAAAGAUUGCUGAAAAGUUGCUAAACAAAAACGUCAACGUUAACGGGCAAAAUAAACUCGGCUACACGGCGUUGCAUAUUGCUGUACAAGCUGACAACGCCGCUAUAUUUGAUAUGCUUAUAAAACACGAUCAAAUAAAUCCCAACAUAAAGACAAACGACGAGCAUCCCGCCCUCUACUACGCCUACAACAAGUACGAAAUGGACGUGUCCCACUAUGCAGAAGCACUUCUUAGCAUCGGCGCGCAAACUGACCCCCUCUACUCGUCACACGCAUGCGCCGACCUGCUCCAAACUCUGGUGCUCAAUGCUGUGAGACGAGGUGCUGCGCAUCUGGCUGCGCACGUGCGAAAUUUGAAUCACGUCAACGUGGAAGGCGAAACCGCCUUGCAUCUGGCUUGUGAGAGGGCUUUUGAGGAUUUAGUCGAAACACUGGUUAGUCUAGGAGCUAAUCCGAAUAUGUUGACAAACGAAUUAAGGCAGUCCCCGUUGCAUUAUGCUGUUAAAAAUAAUGCAGCAGUAUGUAUAGAGGCAUUAAUAGAUCAUAAUAAGGCUUUGGAAGAGAAGGAUAAUAGUAAUGGCGAUGAAAAAAGAUUAGCAGUGAAUUUCAACCAAAGAGACAUCAACGGAGAUACCCCCAUUAGUCUGGCCUUAAAUCUACGAUUCAAAGACCUUGUACCUUUAUUAAUUAAAGGCAAAGCUGACAUAAACGUAAGAAAUGGCAAAGACUUCACCCUACUUCAUCAAGCUAUAUUAAAAGAAGACGCUUCUACGGCAGUCUAUUUGCUCCAGCAAGGCGUGGACAUAAACGCCCUGACAUCAGAAAACGAAUCUCCAUUACAGCUAGCCAUCCAUUGUAGACUUCCCGAAGUAGUCGACGCACUUUGCACCAAAGGUGUAGAUAUGUCUGCACCAGACCGCCUAGGCGAUUGUGCUUUAUGGGCUGCCUUGGAUUCAGAUCAAGAAGACAUUGCCAGUAUUUUGGUGAGGCACGGAGCUGACACUGACUGUUGGGGUCCGGGACCUGAAGGUUGCAAACAAACUAUUCUGCAUAGAGCUAUUGAUGAAAACAAGGAAAAUGCUGCUAUUUUUCUUAUUAGGUCCGGAUGUGACUUGGAGUCACCUAGAUUGGCUGGACCUAAUGGAGAAGGUGGCGAUGAAGUUAAAGAUGGCCAGAGUCCAUUGCAUUUGUGUUGUCAGUGGGGUCUAGAACCCGUUGCCAGGGCCCUAAUAGAGCAUAGGGCUAAUGUAAAUGUUCGAGAUGCAAGCCUGAGGACCCCAUUACAUACUGCUAUUGAAAAUCAACAAGAUGAAAUAAUUUCGUUACUUUUAACUGUACCUGAAAUCGAUCUUAGUGUUUUGGAUAAGAGUGGUUUGUCUCCGUUUGCAGCUGCUCUAACUUCAAGGAACAACAAAGCAGCUCAAUCCAUCUUGGACAAACUCCCUUCGGCGGCUGAACAAUACGACAGUAAAGGUCAAAAUUUCCUUCACGUAGCAAUAAAAAAAGGCGACAUAGAGAGCGCUCUUUUUCUAUUAACGGUCAACGUAGAUGUCAAUUCUAGAGUGCAAGAUUCUCUACUAACUCCUCCCAUCCAUUUAGCAGCGAGACACGCGAAUGAAACUCUAGUUAGAAGCCUAAUUCUUGCAGGUGCAAGAGUCGAUGACAAAGACUCACAAAAACAUACAGCCUUGCAUAUAGCUUCCGAAGCUGGCAACGCUCCAGCUGUGUCAGCACUUUUACAAAACAACGCCGACUAUAAAGCUGUGGAUAUGGCAGGAGAUAAUGCUCUACAUAUAGCUGUUAGAGAAGGACACUUGAAUGUAGUUCGAGUACUACUUACUGAAUCAUCGAUAGAUGCUGAAUAUAUGAAUAUUAAAGGAAGAAAUCCGCUUCACGAACUUUGCCGGUGCGCUAAGGACAAUGCAGCGGCCAUUUGUGAAUUGUUUUUAGAAUCCAUGCCCAAGUAUCCCAUAAAUACUCCGGAUAUUUAUGGAAAUUCGCCGUUGUUGUUGGCUUAUAUGAAAGGAAAUGGGAAUUUGUGCAGAGUUCUGGUUAAAGCCAACGCCUGCCUAGCCACAGAAAACGCGGAUCGAAUAACAAUUUUCAACUAUCAGGUGCCCAGCAAGCAACUUUUAACGAGACUAUUGGAUCAGCUAGCUCAAUCGGCUCCGUGGGCUCAAACUGACAACUGUCAAGAGUGCGGUAAAGGUUUUUCGAUGACGUCAAGAACCCACCACUGUAGGCAUUGUGGUAGAGCGCUCUGCAGCAAAUGCAGCGACCAAGAAGUCCCUAUAAUUAAAUUUGGCGAUAUGAAGCCUGUUAGGGUAUGUCAAGUGUGUUUCAAUGUUCUCAAAAUGGGUACUAGUUAAGAGAAAUAAUUAGCAGCCCGUGGAUGUAACAAUAUUAUUGAACUAAUUGCUAAUUGAAAAAAUUGAUAUAUUUUAAUGUGAGUACAUAAUACAUAUAAAUAUUUGAAGAUGUUUGGUCUUAAUUAAACUUUUGUCCAAUAAUAUUUUCCAGGCUGUUUAAUAUUUCAUUCCAUAAUAUGUAAUAACAGAAGCUUUAUCUAUAAUACAUUUUCCAAAUUAUUAUUUAAAACUUAGAUAGUUAAUUAAUUGCACUUUUUUGGUAUCCAAAUAAAUUUUAUUUUAUUUUUAUAUUAAUAUUUAAGUGUUAUAUUAUUGUUUGUAUAUUUUAAAAUUUAAUUGCAUUAUUUACAAAUUGUAAUUUUAUAUAUUUUGUUUAUAUAAGCAAGUCAAUUUACCCUGGCCGGUAUCAGAUUAAAUUCCACGAAAAGAUACAUACAUACAAACAAACCGGCCACGGUAUUUCGUCUUUACUAUACCUAAUAAAGGUUUUAAAAUUGAA